This is a messenger RNA of Ochotona curzoniae (black-lipped pika), 1201 nucleotides long. RefSeq names its product T-cell surface glycoprotein CD1b-2-like. Gene Ontology annotation, biological process: antigen processing and presentation, exogenous lipid antigen via MHC class Ib; positive regulation of T cell mediated cytotoxicity; immune response. Gene Ontology annotation, molecular function: exogenous lipid antigen binding; lipopeptide binding; endogenous lipid antigen binding. Gene Ontology annotation, cellular component: external side of plasma membrane. The coding region runs from base 10 to 996 and encodes 328 amino acids. NCBI's taxonomy places the organism in Eukaryota, Metazoa, Chordata, Mammalia, Lagomorpha, Ochotonidae. The transcript is spliced from 5 exons. The record is from RefSeq and is a predicted model, not a curated record.
CACAGUGAAAUGCUGCUGCUGCUGCUGCCACUCCUAGUCCUGGCAGAUCUCCUCCCAGGUGGUGACAAUAAGGACGCCCUCCAGGGACCGACAUCUUACCAUGUCAUCCAGAUCUCAUCCUUUAUAAACAGCUCCUGGACACAAACUGAAGGUUCAGGCUGGAUGGAAGAUUUGCAGAUUCAUAGAUGGAAAGAAAGUAAUAACUACUCUACGAUAUUCCUGACACCCUGGUGUAACGGUACCUUCAGUAAGGACGAGAUUGAAGAAAUGGCAGCGCUCUUCAAAAUCUACUUCUCUGGACUCACAAGGGAACUGCGUGACCACCUCCUUGAAUUCCAGAUGCACUAUCCCUUUGAGAUACAAAUGAUAGGAGGCUGUGAGUUGCAUUCUGGAGGUGCCAUUGAAAGCUUCUUAAGGGCAGCUUAUGAAGGACAGAAUUUCCUGACCUUCAAGAAUUAUUCAUGUUUGCCUGAUCCAAAAGCUGGUUACAGCGCGGAGAUAGUAUGUGCACUACUUUCUCAAUACAGAGGAAUCUCUGAAAUUGUGAAGAUACUGCUCUACAAAAAAUGCCCCCGGUUUCUGCGUGGUGUCCUUAAAACAGGGAAGGCCUACUUGCAGAGGCAAGUGAAACCCAAGGCCUGGUUGUCCAGUGGCCCCAGUCCUGGGCCUGGCCGUCUUCUGCUGAUAUGCCACGUGUCUGGGUUCUACCCAAAGGCUGUGUGGGUGAUGUGGAUGCGGGGUGAAGAGGAGAAGGUGGAUCAGCAACAUGAAAUCCUUCCUUUUGCUGAUGGGACGUGGUAUCUGCGAGUGACCUUGGAUGUUCCUGCUGAGCAAGCAACAGGCCUGUCUUGUCGGGUGAAGCACAGCAGUCUGGGAAACCGAGAUAUCGUCCUCUUCUGGGGACGUUCUGUCUCCAUUGGCUUGAUAUUUUUGGCAAUUCUGCUCUGUUUAGCCAUUUUGCUGAUCCUGGCCCUAUGGUAUUGGAGGCGCUGGUGAGUAUCUCUAGUUAGUCUCCCUCUGCCCCCUUCUCAGUGGUUUCCACCACUUCACGUAGUUGGUGCUUUUGUAAGAAGACUUUUCACCUUGUCCUUGUCUUCCCAACUCCCUGUCUCCUCUGUAGUAACAACACUGGUGACAUUUAUCACUUUUCCCGUUGUUAAUGUUCAGAUCAGGUGCGCUACUGAAUUCAGAGUUUUGUGCA